Messenger RNA from Dicrocoelium dendriticum, 1323 nucleotides. Lineage: Eukaryota; Metazoa; Platyhelminthes; Trematoda; Plagiorchiida; Dicrocoeliidae. The record is from the annotation of a GenBank genome assembly.
UUUAAACGGAAAGUGAUUAAUAUGAGUAUCCUGCCCAUUAAUCGCUUCUUGAAAACGGAUGCUUAUGGAUACCUUGGUUGAUAGACGGCGGACAAGUCCAGUGUGGAUGAAACACCGAGGUCUACUCACGACCAACGCACAUCUGGUCUCUGAAACGCAAGACAGCUAUCAAGGAUAUCCAACUGUAAGAUACACUCGAAAGUCCAGCGACAUCAACACACAGGGCUCAUCCGCAAUGCGUUAUCCUGCAGACGACCUCAUUCUCAAAGCUACACUGAGCUCAGAAACAGGGACAAGUUUCGUUAACCCUGAGUCAUUACGAGUAAGGGAACCACGGCGGUUGUGUAGAAGACGGGACAUGAUCCAGCUUCCUCCCGAAGGCGUUCAACUGGAGGACAAAACACACUAUCGGGUCUGCUACAACGGUCAAGUGAGCGCACCUGCUGUUCCCGCGCGCUUUGCCGAUGAGGGGGGUAACGAGACGCAAAGAGUUCGUCGAAAGACCCCUGAGAAAGAACAGGGACAAGGCAAGAGCAGACUUGAUGUAAAUGAUCUUUGUUAUGCCCAGCGGCACGUUACGACAAAUCGUAGCGAUUUUGUUGAUUUCAAAAUGAGAGACCGUUAUGCAGUUGGGAAAGCAUCAAUUACCGAAGAGAGAGUCCCUGUUCUAAAAAGAAGAGAUGAAGUGCAUACUUGGGUCCCUUUGCCUGUAGCACCCGACGUAAUCGUGCGCACUGGCUACGAGUGGAAGCCGAAGCCAGCUGUGCACAUACCUAAGGAUGCAGCAAGCAUGAAGCCCAUGGAGGACACAACGUGCUAUCGACAACACUUCAAACAGUAUUCUCGAGAAGCGUUUCCUGAACCACUUCCUGCAAAUAUACGGGCCAAACAAUCUGAAAUUGGUGCAAAGAAGCUACUCGGUAGUCGUGCUGUGCAGGCAGAAGCUACACCAAAGACUGUAUAUCAAGACUCCUAUGUCGGACAGCAAGAAGCAGACCGAUGGGCAGAUCGUGGAGUGCGUCAGAAUAUUUCCGCAGUGGUUCAGCACACCGGUUGUCCUUAUAAAGACGACUACCUAUAUUGGAGUGAUAUCCCCACAGAUCCAUUUACUGAAAACCUAACACCAAUUUUCCGUAGUACAGAAACUACCACCUUAAAUUAGGAGGUGAUAGCAGAAAAGCGUUUUUGAGAACUUUAUUUACUUGAAUAACUUUGGUAUACGAGGGUUAUUUUGAAGCAGCUUUUGUGCCAUCACCUUAAUGAAACGUAAUAUAAAUUCACUGGAUGGAUUGAAUUGGAGAAACAAUUUUCCAUUUAACCAAG